CGAUAAAUACUAUUUUUAUUUUCGUGAAUCGUUUACGUAAAAACAACAAUAAUUGUUUUUUAGGCCCGUCGUGGGCUUUCAAAGUUCAACUAAAUCCUCAGUGCAGUGAAUGCCCAUAAUGGCAGAAACUUGUGAUUGGCAGUUAAGAUGUACGGAGCUGAAGCACCGAGGUUCUCACCUUUUACAAUCCGGCCAGUGGUCUGAUUGCUCGUUCCUGGUGGGCUCGGAGCCGCACCAGGUCGUGGUGCCGGGCCACAAGCUCAUUCUGGCCAUGGCGUCGCCGGUGUUCGAGGCCAUGUUCUACGGAGGAAUGGCCGAGAGAAACGAGCCUAUUCCAAUUUUGGAUGUUCAACCAGAAGCUUUCAAAGCGUUGCUAGAAUAUAUCUAUACAGACAACAUAAAUAUCAGCUCUUUUGACAAAGCCUGUGAGCUGUGCUACGGAGCCAAGAAGUACAUGCUGCCACACCUGGUGAAAGAGUGCACGCGGUAUCUCUGGUCAGACUUGUACCCGAAGAAUGCAUGCCGCGCUUACGAGUUUGCCAGAUUGUUUGAGGAGAGUGUGCUUAUGGACAAAUGUAUACAGAUAAUAAGUACGAACACAAAAGAAGUGCUCACAGACAGCAGUUUCGAAGAAGUUGAACUCAGCACAGUGAUAACUGUGUUCUCGCUGGAGCACCUGAACGUGGACAACGAGCUGGACCUGUUCGAGGCGGCGGCGCGGUACGCGCGUGCGCAGGCGCGCCGCCAGCCCUCCCCGGGGCCUGCGAGCCCUAAGCCCGCCACCAGUGAGGAGAAGGUGGUGGUAGUGGAGAGCAGCGCGGAAAGCAGCCCACUCUCGGGGUCUGGCGAGGGGUGCGCCGCGAGCUCGGGCUGCGCGGGCUCCGCUGAAGGCCCGCCGCGGCCCGGCGCGGAGCCCGACGCGGCGCACCCCGCCCGCCCCGGCGCCGGCGAGGGCGCCAAGACUGAGCCCGAGCCCGGCACCAGUGACGCCUGCACUAGGACAGACAAGCCGAGCAUCCGUCACGCCAUCGAGAAGAUCCGGUUCCUCACGCUCACGCCCCAGCAGUUCGCCGAGGGUCCCGCGCGAUCCUCACUCCUCACAGAAUCCGAGGCCUUCGCGGUCCUCAUGAACAUCCUCUCCAGCAGCUCUGACGUUCCACUGCCAGAUGGCUUCAGUUCCUGCCGCGUGCCGAGGAAACAGCUCAUCGGCAGCGGGCCAUCCAAUAAUAUGCCGACGUUCACGGUGGACACGCCCUCGCCCGUGAUGGUGGAGCACCCGGAGCGCCCGCUGGCCGCGCUGCCCUACCCAAGGCCCCGGCACGAUGUCCCAGGUGUCCGACUGUCCUCUUCCAUCCACACGCUCUCGGCGCUCGGGCCCGAGCACCUAGAGCGACACAGCAACGACUUCAACAAGAUCUACUGCCAACGGCCCAUCAUACAGCACACCGACUGUCUCAACACCAGCGUUCUAGACUGCUCGGUCACCUUCAUGGUGGACAAGAACAUCUGUCUACUCGGAGUUCAGGUUCCGACGCAAGCGCCAAGCGAAGAGAGCGCCGUAUCCGCGCUCGGCGGGACCGGCUACUCGGAACUUCUAUACGCCCAUCUAUUAGACGCGGACGGCGCGAGGCUCACGUACACACACUACACUAACCGUGUGCCUUACAGACAUCUACUGGACAUCAUGUUUAACAGACCGGUCUAUAUACAGCGGAACAAGGUAUACAAGGUGGGCAUAGUGUUCAACAAAGUGGGCUGGUACCCGAUGGGUUCCUGCGCGCAGCAGGUGGCCGCCGAGUCCGUCUUCUUCAACUUUGGGAUUGGGCAGUCGAGCGACUCCGUCCGCGACGGACUUAUACGGUCCAUCAUAUUCACCUACUAGCACACACACGGUGGAUACGUCCACAUCAC
Cydia amplana is the source of this 1911-nucleotide messenger RNA. RefSeq lists its product as uncharacterized. The transcript is spliced from 9 exons. Gene Ontology annotation, cellular component: cytosol. Gene Ontology annotation, molecular function: protein binding. NCBI's taxonomy places the organism in Eukaryota, Metazoa, Arthropoda, Insecta, Lepidoptera, Tortricidae. The coding region runs from base 110 to 1882 and encodes 590 amino acids. The record is from RefSeq and is a predicted model, not a curated record. Gene Ontology annotation, biological process: neurogenesis.